GACUGAAAAAAUUAACACAAUUCAUUAUUAUUUAUUACAAAAUAUAAACAAAGGGACAUAAAGCCGAUUAGGCGCCAUUCUUAUGAUCAGCUGAUGCUCUCAAUUUUACGAACGUCGCCAGUAGUUUAAAUAUAAUUUUAUACACUUACGUAAUAUGUUUAUGAAAGCGAUUUCGAUGGCUAUAAGUCUAAUCUGUGAUUAAUCGCACAAUUAAACAAUUGUAUUGUUGUCCAUACAACGUAUAAAGUGCAAAAGCCAAUAUUAGACAACAGUAUUAUUCGCCGAUAAUGUUAUGUGCUAUACUAUGAAGACAAUAUUUGUUAUUGCGACAUUGGUACGAUAAGAUAACCUGCAUAUUAGCAUUUGAAGAGGAAUUAUUGCACUAUGUCAGUGACGAUGUACCCGGUGGUUCCUACAAAUAUUACAGCUUGACAUACGACGGUUAUAUUAAAAUACGGCUCACAUCACUGUGAUGCAGAUUUAUAUGCAUCACAAACUACAACUAAACCAACGUAUGAACCAGAUCAUUAUUGUUUGCAAUCGACAACUUGUGGGGAAGAUAUUAUUUUCAUUCCCAAAAGCUUUAAACGACCUGUGAGUAUUGGUGUUUAUGGCCAUCCAUCACAUGAAAUUAGUAAAUAUACUCUUUUGGUAUCGGAGUUAAUUAUUGAAGACGACACCAUACCAUACGAUCAAACAUCAAGGAGUAGUUAUAAAGAUCGAGAUAAAAGGGUCCACAUCUCAUUUUUUGCUAAUUUGAUUUGGUAUUUCAUGGAUUUCUUGUUUCAACUAUUGUUUUAAACAUUAAAAUAAUUAAGGAAUUUAAAAAUUGAGUUGGGAUAUAUCAAUAAACAUGUUGGAAUAUGAAAAUCAAAUGUUCCUUGAAAUCAUUCAAGAAGAUGGAUUAGUUAUUGCAGCUAAGGGUCUUGGUAUAGAAACUGUUUUUGCUAAUGUAAUAAAAGCUUAUUUGGAUCCAGGCAACUUAGUUAUAAUCCUAGGAACCACUGAUCAUGAUGAGCGUUACUUCAUUGAUCUGCUUAAAAGUUAUGGAACUAAUACUUUGCCACAUAUUAUCAAUGCUGAAUGUACUUCUAAUGAAAGGGAAAUAAUAUAUUUGGAGGGUGGAGUGCUGUUUAUAUCAGGUCGUAUCUUGGUGGUAGAUUUAUUAAAGAACAGAGUUCCAUUGCACUUAGUCACUGGUAUUCUUGUAUACAGAGCGCACAAUAUUCUAAAUGCGUAUCAAGAAGCAUUUGCGCUGCGUUUGUACAGACAAAAUAAUAAGACUGGAUUUAUCAAGGCAUUUACAAAUUCGUCAUUGGCUUUUACAGUUGGAUAUUCACGAGUAGAGCGAGUUAUGAAAGCCCUAUUUGUAAAAAAAUUAUAUUUAUGGCCGCGCUUUCACGCAACUGUUAAUAAUUGUUUGUCUCAACACGAGCCUGAUGUUAUAGAAUUACAUGUACAAAUCACACCAAAAAUGCAAAACAUCCAAACAGCUUUGCUUGAUGUUAUGAAUUAUAUUGUGAAAGAAUUGAAGGGACUUAAUAAAUAUCUAGACUUAGAAGAAUUAACUGUGGAGAAUGCAAUAGCAAAAAAAUUUCACAAGCAAUUACAUUUGCAAUUAGAUCCAAUCUGGCAUCAACUUAGUACAACAACCAAACAAUUAUUUUCUGAUUUAAAAACCUUGCGAUCCUUUAUUAUAUCUUUGACAUAUGAAGAUUCGGUUUCAUUCUACGCUAUGUUGAAUCGUUUACGGACUAUGGAAUAUGCCGUGAAAGCCAGUGGCUGGAUAAUGUUGGAUGAAGUCGAAAAUUUAUUUAAGUAUGCCAGAAACAGAGUUUAUACACAUAAAGAUGAAUUAAAGCCAGAACCAAAUCCAAAAUGGAUAGCUUUGUCAGAAGUUUUAUCUGAGAUUCAAGAACAAAAAUGUAAAAAGAAAGACAGUGAAAAUAUUAAUAAAGUUCUUAUCUUAGUUCAUGAUAACAAUAUAUGCAAACAAUUGAAGAAUUAUUUAACUAUGGGUGCAAAUAAAUACUUAUUUUAUGAAGCCCUAAAAAAAUUGUCACAUAAUAAAGAACAAAAGGCAAGUAACAAUAAUGGAAAAAAUAUGAAAGAGCAACAACCAACAUCUGAAAAUAAUACAGAUGAAGAUACACAAAAUGAUCCAGACACUUAUGUACUCACUUUGACGCAAAAAUGCAUAGAAGAAACUGAGCCAAGUACUUCCACAGAAGACAUAAAACAUCAGACAUUAUUUGAGGAAUGCUCGCAACUGGCAGAUUUAGAUGUAACCAAUUGCGCGACAUCCGCACCCAUUGUUUUCAUACAAGCUAUAAAGAAGGGAGGAGACUCGAUGGCUUUACAGAGAGCGUUAACUGAGCAUACGCCGAACAAUAUUAUUUUAUACGUAGCCGAUAUCGGUACCGUGAGACAAUUAGAAGUGUAUCAAAAUAAUAAUCCGUCAUUAGAUCUGAAAGUAUAUUUUUUGAUUUAUGGCGGAUCUGUCGAGGAACAAGAAUAUCUUACUUCCUUACGUCGGGAAAAAGAAGCAUUUCACUCUUUGAUUAUUACGAAAAGUACCAUGGUUGUGCCAGAAGAUCAAGAUGGAAAAUCGGGAGAUUGUCUGACUCUUGCAAUUCAAUCAAAUAAUACAAAUGAAGAAGAUACACGUAAAGGUGGAAUACAAUCCGAAGCAAAAAUAAUUCAAAAAGUUAUUGUUGAUAUGAGAGAAUUCAGAAGUGAAUUACCUGCUAUUUUGUAUACACGUGGUAUAAAAGUUGAGCCAGUGACAUUAGUGGUGGGUGACUAUAUUCUUACACCAGAAAUAUGUAUAGAAAGGAAAAGUAUAUCUGAUUUGAUUGGUUCGUUGUUUUCCGGAAGAUUAUAUAAUCAAGCAGUUGCUAUGACGAGGCAUUAUGCCAAACCUAUGCUCCUCAUAGAAUUUGAUCAAAAUAAGCCAUUCUGUUUCCAGGGAAAUUAUUAUGUUAGCAGAGACCUUAAAAAUACUGAAAUAACAGCGAAGUUACAGUUAUUAACACUUCAUUUUCCUAAACUAAAACUUAUUUGGUCUCCUAGUCCACACGCUACAGCACAAUUGUUUGAAGAAUUAAAGCAAGGACGAGAUCAACCUGAUUCAAAUGUAGCUGCUAAAAUUGGAGCAGAUGAAGAUACAGAAAACAAACAACUAAUGGUAGAAAAAUAUAACUCUAAUAUUCAAGAUUUUAUGGCUAAAUUACCUGGUGUGCAUUCGAAAAAUCUGCGUAUUCUAUUAAAUAAAGGACAAUCAUUAAGUCAUCUUAUCAAAUUUACACAAGAAGAACUAAAAGAAAUAUUUGGGAAUACAAAUGAUGCUGAAUUAUUAUAUAAAGCUCUGCACGAAAAAUGCUCCCAAACAGAUGAAAAAUCAUUGGCUAGCAAGGGUGCUUCUAAAGUGCGGGGUAAGAAACUUUUCUCCAAAAUAAAAAAAUGAUGUGGAUAAUAUGUUCGCAAUAAACAUUUGUUAGAGGAAGAUUUUUAUGUAUUAUUAUAUGAAAUGAAAAUAUGUUAUUGUGUCAGUAUAACUGUAUACAUGUUUUGAUUUCAUAAAUAUGUGUUUUCAUAAAACAAAAUAUGCUAUAUAUUGUGUUAACAUAAUUAAAAAAUAGUACAUUAUAAAAAGGCAAUAUAAAUAAAUUUAUUAUGUAAUAACAGCACAA
Molecule: messenger RNA, 3692 nt
Organism: Formica exsecta
Lineage: Eukaryota; Metazoa; Arthropoda; Insecta; Hymenoptera; Formicidae
Gene: mei-9
Product: DNA repair endonuclease XPF
Exons: 13
Coding region: 854-3466 (870 amino acids)
Biological process (GO): resolution of meiotic recombination intermediates; double-strand break repair via homologous recombination; nucleotide-excision repair involved in interstrand cross-link repair
Cellular component (GO): nucleotide-excision repair factor 1 complex
Molecular function (GO): single-stranded DNA binding; damaged DNA binding; single-stranded DNA endonuclease activity
Source: RefSeq, a predicted model, not a curated record